UUUUUUUUUUUUUUUUCUGUAAGGUUCGAUUCAACUUUUCUUUGUUCUUUGCUUUUUCAACAAAAAUACCUAUUAUAAAGUAGGCAGCAUGUCCAACUGGAAAAACGUUAAUAACUGGCAUUGGGUUAACAAGAAUUGCUUCAAGUGGGCUGAAAAUUGGUUCAACGAACAGCUUGUUGGACUUGAAGGUGAAAAAGACGGAAACAAAGUCAGCGUCUCUAAAGUAGUCGAUUGUUCUGGCGAUGUCGACUUGAACCAACGUAAAGGAAAGAUUAUAACCAUUUACGAUGUUGCAUUGAAGCUGAAUUGGAAGGGAACUUUGAAGGAUGAGACUGAAGUGACUGGAUCUAUCCAGAUUCCUGAAAUUGCUCAUGACACUGAUCCUGAAGAUUAUGUUUUCGAUAUCAGCAUUUUUGAUGACAGUAAUGAGAAGCAAGUGAUAAAAGAAGCUAUUCGUAAGAGUCUUGUGCCUCAAAUCCUCAAAAAGUUCGAAACCUUCUCUUCUUCCAUGAUUAAGGAAAACUGUGAAGAUGUAUAUAUUGACGCCCAAAAGAUGGGCACAGCUACACCACCUCGCUUGUCUAGCCCCUCCACUACCGUUAAAUCGUCCUCAGCCUCCACCACUACUGCUACCGCCUCUAAUACAACAUCCUCUUCCUCAACGACCGCUAAAGUCAUCAAUACCACCUCCUUGAACGAUCAAGAGGAAUUCCAAACUUCCGCCCGCGAACUCUAUCUCACCUUAACAACGCCCGAACGCGCCGCAGUGUGGACCCGUGGACAUGUCAUUUUGAAGCCUGAAGUGGGCGCUCAUUAUGAAUUCUUCAAUGGUAACGUGACAGGUGAAUUUUUGGAAAUCGAACCUGAGAAGAAGAUUGUUCAAACCUGGCGUUUGAGAAGCUGGCCUCAAGGUCAUUAUUCAACUGUUACCAUGGAAUUCCACCAAGGUUCUGAAUCUGUUAUGCUCAAAUUGAGUCAAACAGGUAUCCCUGUUGGUGAACAAGAAUUGACCUUGAAGAACUGGCAAGGAUAUUAUUGGAGAUCUAUCAAGGGUGCCUUUGGUUAUGGUGUUAACUUUUAGAGGAUGAGAGGGGAAACACAUCAAUGGAAUCUGUCUUAAAUUAUUUUCUUUUUUUUUUUUUUUUCUCUCUCAUG
Mycotypha africana is the source of this 1155-nucleotide messenger RNA. Its product is annotated as activator of Hsp90 ATPase. Gene Ontology annotation, cellular component: cytosol. The record is from RefSeq and is a predicted model, not a curated record. The coding region runs from base 89 to 1081 and encodes 330 amino acids. Lineage: Eukaryota; Fungi; Mucoromycota; Mucoromycetes; Mucorales; Mycotyphaceae. Gene Ontology annotation, biological process: protein folding; positive regulation of ATP-dependent activity. The transcript is spliced from 5 exons. Gene Ontology annotation, molecular function: protein-folding chaperone binding; ATPase activator activity.